AUGAAUAAAACUAUAACAUUACCAAAUUAUAUUUUAUCAAUUAUUAUUGAAAAGGUCAGCGAAAAUGAACCAACUAUUUAUUGUUUAGUAAAACUAUCAUUGGUAUGCAAGAAAUGGGGUACAACUAUAAUACCAUAUCACUUUUGUUUUAUUAAAUCAUGUAAUUUAGAAAAUAUUUUAAGAUAUAUAACCAAACCAAUUAUAAAAAAUGGCAGAGAAUGUAAAUUUACAGAUAUUUAUUUAACCAGGCAACUAAUUCAGCAAAAUAAUAAUAAUACUAAUAAUAACCAUGGAACAACCUCUUAUACAACUUCAACUUCAUAUAGCAAUAAUAAUAAUUUUAAAAACACAGAGAUAUUAACACCAAGAGGAUAUCAACUGCUAAAUGGGAAAUUACAACAACUAUUAAAUGAAUGUAAUACAAUCCAAUCAUUAAGUUUGGUAAAUUAUAGUUUAGAUUGUGAAAAUCAGUUUGGUCAAAAGCUAUCGGAUAUUUUACUCAACUAUAAUCAUUAUAAUAUUAUAAAAUUAGAACUGAUGAAUUUAGAUCUAGUUUCAAAUGGUUCAAGUUUUAUUAUAUCAUCGCUAAAAAACAAUAAUUGUUUAACCGAAUUAAACCUAAGUAGAAACUAUUUAAGAGAAAAAGAUGGAAUCCUUUUAGGUGACACAAUUCGACACAACAAAACAUUGAAAAAACUCAACCUGAGCUUUAAUGAAUUCAAAACAUCUGGAUUAAAGUCCAUCUUAGAAAAUUUAGCAUACAAUAAUACAGUAACAGAGUUAAAUUUAGAAGCAACAUGUAGAAUAGAUUCAAUAAUGACAAACUUUAGUAUAUCACCUCCACUAACACCAGUUAUUCAAUAUAACCAAGUAACAAUUAACAACAACACAACAACUAGUAACAAUACCAAUAAUAAUAAUAAUAAUAUCAUGAACAGUAGUAAUAACAAUAUCUCAUUUCAAAAUAGCCCUAUAAAUAACAAUAUUUUGAUUUCAAUAAAUAAUAACUUUAAUAACUUUAAUAACAAUUUAAAUUUAAAUUUCCUAUCACUAAACAGUCCUACACACAAUCUAAACCAGUCUUUAUUAGGAACCCCACCUGCAUCAAAUUCAUGGAUGAUGGGUUCAAGUGGAACAGAUUUUCAAUUCUCAUCAGCAAACCAUUGGAUACCUUCCUCACCCUCAUCAAAUUCAAUAAACUCUAAAUUUAUAGAUUCACUAAAAUCCCUCAUUGAUAAUAAAACUUUAAAAUAUUUAAAUCUCAGUCAUAACACCUUUGGAAAAGGGUUUAAUUUAGGUUUAGCAGAACCUAUUCAAUAUAACAAAUCUUUAACUCGUUUAGAUUUAAAUUAUUUAAAAUUAGAUGAUGAAUGUGGGAAAAAAAUUGCAAGAGCUUUAAAAGCGAAUACCUCACUUAAAUCACUUAGCUUAAUAUAUAAUCAACUCGGCAAAGAUACUGGUAUAGAAAUGGGAAUUAGCUUAUCGUUCAAUCAAACAUUAUCGGAAUUAUAUUUAUCAAACAAUCUAUUACCAGAGGAGGUGGGAUACGAAUUUGGAAUAAUGUUAAAGGUUAAUUCAAAUUUAAAACUACUCGAUCUAUCAGAUAAUUAUUUAGGUUUAAAUGGAUGUAAAAAUAUUUUUGAAUCUUUAAAAAACUCAAACAAUACUUUAAAGAAGCUUUAUCUCAGAAACAAUAAAAUAUUUGAUGAAAACACCACCACCACAACUACAACAACUCAUUCAUCUAAUAAUGACAACAGUAUCAACAUAAUGCUAAAAGACAACAAAUCUUUAAAAGUAUUAGACCUCAGCUACAAUAAUAUUCAAUUAAAUUCAUUUAUAAUGAUAUUCAACUCUUUAGAAUCCAAUAGUUCUUUGAUAAAUUUAAAUUUAUCAUUUAAUAAUCUUAUUGAAAAUCAGGCAAUUAAUAACCAACAACAAUCUCAACAAACUAUAGAUUUGAAUUUAAAAAAAUGCUAUCAUACUAUAAUCAAUAUUUUUAAAUUGAAUAAAUCUAUCCAACUUUUAGAUUUGCAAGGUAAUUGUUUUAAAGAUGAUCAUAUUAAAGAAAUCAAUAACUGUUUAAUAAAAAAUCAAAAUAACUUUUACUAUUUAAAAUCAUUCAAUACUAACAACUCAAACAAUAACUUUAAUAACAACUUCAAUUCAAACCAUUUUACAUCAAAUAAUGCAAACAAUUCAAAUAAUAAUAAUUUAAAUAAUAUAAAUAUUGUUGAUAAAAAGAAGAAAAAAUGGUUUAAUCUCUAA
Molecule: messenger RNA, 2268 nt
Organism: Dictyostelium purpureum
Lineage: Eukaryota; Evosea; Eumycetozoa; Dictyosteliales; Dictyosteliaceae
Exons: 1
Coding region: 1-2268 (755 amino acids)
Molecular function (GO): protein binding
Source: RefSeq, a predicted model, not a curated record